Pezoporus occidentalis (night parrot) is the source of this 2083-nucleotide messenger RNA. It is a transcript of the gene SSC4D, whose product is annotated as scavenger receptor cysteine rich family member with 4 domains. NCBI's taxonomy places the organism in Eukaryota, Metazoa, Chordata, Aves, Psittaciformes, Psittacidae. Gene Ontology annotation, molecular function: serine-type endopeptidase activity. The record is from RefSeq and is a predicted model, not a curated record. Gene Ontology annotation, cellular component: plasma membrane. Gene Ontology annotation, biological process: zymogen activation. The coding region runs from base 1 to 1647 and encodes 548 amino acids. The transcript has 11 exons.
AUGCCCAUCGCGGAGCUGCCUGUCUGCUGGCGGGUGUCCUCCGAGCAGAGUGGCACCAGCUCGGAGCCCGCACUGCUGCCAUUCCCGGAGAUCCGCCUCUCCAACGGGCCCAGCCGGUGCCAGGGCCGAGUGGAGAUCUUCUACAAUGGCUCCUGGGGGACGGUGUGCGAUGACGACUGGGACCUCGUGGAUGCCAACGUUGUGUGUCGCCAGCUGGGCUGUGGCCACGCCAUCACCCUCCCUCCUGCCAUGGCCUUCGGCCAAGGGAGCGGACCCAUCUUCCUGGACAACGUGGACUGCAAGGGCCGGGAGGUGGCCUUGAGCGAGUGCUGGAGCCAUGGAUGGGGCAUCCACAACUGCUACCACUAUGAGGAUGUGGCUGUCGUAUGCAAUGAGCUGUCACCCACACAAGCCAGCGAAGGACCGACAAGCAGGACCCUCACAGCCUCAGUGCAGGAUGGGGAAAGCGACGGCAGCAUCCGCCUGGUGAGAGGGACCGACUCCUGCCAGGGCCGGGUGGAGAUCUUCUACCGCGGGAGCUGGGGCACCGUGUGUGACGAUGACUGGGGCCUGAGCGAUGCCAGCGUGGUCUGCAAGCAGCUGGGAUGCGGCCAAGCCCUGGAUUACAAGAGCAAUGCCUAUUUCGGCUACGGCACGGGGCUCAUCCUGCUGGACAACGUCAACUGCGAUGGCAGCGAGCCCUUCCUGUCCGCCUGCUACAGCCUCGGAUGGGGCAUCCAUAACUGCGGACACCACGAGGAUGCUGGGGUCAUCUGUGCAGGGCUGGACACGUCCACCAUCACGUCCUUCACCACCUCGGGGACCCUGGACUAUGAGGAGACGUUCACUGCCACGGCCACAGCAGUGACAGACAGCAGGGACCAGCCCUCCGAGGCCACCGAGGUGCUCACCACCGCUCUCCUCACCAUCGAGCAGGAAAGCACCGGCGUGCGGCUGUCGAGCGGCAACGGGAGCUGCCGCGGGCGGGUGGAGGUGCGGCACGGCGGGACAUGGGGCACGGUGUGCGACGACGACUGGGACUUCCCGGACGCGGCCGUGGUGUGCAGGCAGCUGGGCUGCGGCCCCGCUCUCGCCGCCACCGUGCUCGGCUCCUUCGGCUACGGCAGCGGGCCCGUGCUGCUGGACAACGUGGGCUGCGGAGGCGGCGAGGAGCGGCUCCAGGACUGCUUCCACCUCGGCUGGGGGCAGCACAACUGCGGGCACCACGAGGAUGCCGGAGUCAUCUGCCAAGAUCCUGAUGAUGCUGGAGACCAUUCCCAAGAAGCCACCACUACAACCACCACGCUGACCUCAACUCGUCCCAAGGAUGGGUCCCUGCGCCUGGUGAACGGCAGCCACCGGUGCGAGGGGCGCGUGGAGCUGUUCCUCCUGUCGCAGUGGGGCACGGUGUGCGACGACGCCUGGGACCUGCGUGACGCCGGGGUCGUGUGCCGGCAGCUGGGCUGCGGCCGCGCCGUGGCGGCCUGGGGCGAGGCGCGGUACGGGCAGGGCACCGGGUACAUCUUCCUCGACAACCUCAAGUGCCAGGGGCACGAGGCCUCGCUGCUGCGCUGCUCCCACAUCCGCUGGGACGUCCACAACUGCGACCACUCCGAGGAUGCCGGUGCUGCCUGCAGCAGCCGGUGAGCGCGAGCAGCGCGGAGCAGUGAUGCAGGGGCUGGAUCUCACACCAUCUGCAGCCCCAUCCUGCUUUGCUGCUGCCCAGUAUUUCUCCCUCGUGCCCAUUCCACCUCCUAUUUCUUCUGCUGAGAUUUCCCUUCAGCACAGCCAGUCUCUGCCUCGUUUUCCUAUGGUGAAAAUCCACAGGGAAAACCCUAAAUCCCUUCCCAGCACAAGGAUGCUGAGCCCAGUCCCUUCCCCAGCAUCACGCCUUUGUGGUAAGGGCUGUAUCCCUCCCAGAUCAGGUGGAAGGACCCAUCCUGCAGCCCCAUCGCUGCGUGUGAUGUCUGAUGGACACCAACAAAAUGACCUUCCUGAUUCCAUGGAUGGGGUGUGAGGGUGGGAGUGGCUCAUGCAGAGGCAGGGAGCGGGUCCCAGCUGCUCCCUCUGCCCUGCUCACUCC